AUGGCAUGCCCCUUUACAACUGCAGUGCGGGUGGUACUUUGCGUCGCUGUACUCAAAAUUCUGUGCGACGCCAUUAAUUUCCGCCGCUUCAUUCGGGCACGGGUCACGUACGGUGGGGAAGGUGAAAGGGCUUCGAACUUCAACUAA
This is a messenger RNA of Trypanosoma brucei brucei TREU927, 147 nucleotides long. RefSeq lists its product as hypothetical. NCBI's taxonomy places the organism in Eukaryota, Euglenozoa, Kinetoplastea, Trypanosomatida, Trypanosomatidae. The record is from RefSeq and is a predicted model, not a curated record. The transcript has a single exon. The coding region runs from base 1 to 147 and encodes 48 amino acids.